GGAGGGCUUCGCUCUCCUUUCACUUUCUCGGCUGCAAACCUGGCACCUGCGGACAGAACUACAGUUCCCACCGCGCAGCGAGGCAGCAGGAAGAAGGGGCCCAGGGGGCUGGAAAAGGAAAGCAAGGAGAAAAAGAAAACCUUCCCGCUAGCCAGCCGGAGGGGGAGCGCGGCAGUUCCACCCCAGGUAGGCAGCGCCAUGCAGUUCUCCAGCUCAGCCAGGGCAGCAGAUGAGAACUUCGACUAUUUGUUCAAGAUCAUCCUCAUCGGGGACUCCAACGUGGGGAAGACCUGUGUGGUGCAGCAUUUCAAAUCCGGGGUCUACGCGGAGACGCAGCAGAACACGAUUGGGGUGGACUUCACUGUGCGCACCCUGGACAUCGACGGCAGGAAAGUGAAGAUGCAGGUGUGGGACACGGCCGGCCAGGAGCGCUUCCGCACCAUCACCCAGAGCUACUACCGCAGCGCCCACGCCGCCAUCAUCGCCUACGACCUCACCCGGCGGUCCACCUUCGAGUCCGUUCCUCACUGGAUUCACGAGAUUGAAAAAUACGGAGCCGCGAACCUGGUCAUCAUGCUGAUCGGGAACAAAUGUGACCUGUGGGAGAAACGGCACGUUCUGUUCGAGGACGCCUGCACGCUGGCUGAGAAAUACGGCCUCCUUGCAGUUUUGGAGACAUCAGCUAAGGAGUCCAAGAACAUAGACGAAGUCUUUGUGCUCAUGGCCAGGGAGCUGAUCGCCCGCAACAGCCUGCAGCUGUACGGGGACAGCGCCCUGAGCCACCUGCCCCUGGACUCCAGUCCAGUCCUCAUGGCCCAGGUGCCAAAUGACAAGACCCACUGCACCUGCUGAGUGUGUUCACCAGGCCAAUAGCACCCACCAGAGGCCAUCGCUAAGCCAAAAGUGGCCGGGUCCUCUAGCGUCUGCCGACUAGCAUUUCAGACCCAAGUGUAGACUUGCCACAACUGAAUCCAUCCUGGGUUUAGACCAGAGGCCGCAACAGCUGACUCUGAGGCCAGAGGACACCACUGUCCUUUCUGCUCUUGCCUUGGACCUAAAGGCACAAGAUUAGAAGGACAUGGUCUGCUCCUUUUCAUCUUUUUUUUCUGUCUCCCCAACCCUUUAACUAUGUUUCCACUGAAUUUUGCUUCUCACUUGAAGAGGGUAGUGAGGAAAGAUCAAAGAGGGGCGAGGACACUCCGGAACAGUUUAAAACAGCUCGGUCCUGGGAAGAUGAGAAAAA
Messenger RNA from Pipistrellus kuhlii (Kuhl's pipistrelle), 1243 nucleotides. RefSeq names its product RAB19, member RAS oncogene family (gene RAB19). NCBI's taxonomy places the organism in Eukaryota, Metazoa, Chordata, Mammalia, Chiroptera, Vespertilionidae. Bases 199 to 852 code for a protein of 217 amino acids. Gene Ontology annotation, cellular component: trans-Golgi network. The record is from RefSeq and is a predicted model, not a curated record. The transcript is spliced from 5 exons. Gene Ontology annotation, molecular function: GTPase activity; GTP binding.